Messenger RNA from Cimex lectularius (bed bug), 1476 nucleotides. RefSeq lists its product as uncharacterized. The coding region runs from base 16 to 1110 and encodes 364 amino acids. The transcript is spliced from 7 exons. The record is from RefSeq and is a predicted model, not a curated record. Lineage: Eukaryota; Metazoa; Arthropoda; Insecta; Hemiptera; Cimicidae.
GGAGAAGUGCGGUCCAUGUUUUACAGCCAAGCAUUUUUCCUCAUCUUUCGCGGCGGAAAACAGCCCUUGGAGAGGACCUACGGGUAUCCUGCAGUAGCGAAUUGUCAAGAUCAAUGGUGCCGAGCCGGGUCGAGGAAGGCCGAGAGGCGGGGCUGGGGCCGAGGCCCUGCUUCAGUUCCGCUCAGGUUUUCGACAAGUGAAUACGCGACAUGUCACAAUCUCAAAGAUCACGACGAUCGCACUGAUAUGGCUUGCUAUCCGAUACUAAUUCUUCUCAUUGCAGAACUAGUCGAUGGAUUACGACUCAUCGAGGUGAGGAUAGACAAACACACCGUUCUGGGAAACAGCACUCUGCUGGAAUGCAGAUUUGACCUCCAAGGCGAAAACCUUUAUUCAGUUAAAUGGUACAAGGAUGGGCAUGAGUUCUAUAGGUAUGUCCCGCGGGACAUUCCUCCAGCUCAGAUUUUCGAACUUCCCGGCGUAUACGUAAGGCUGGACAAAUCCAACGAGAGCGAAGUGAGAUUGGAAAACCUCACUCUCAGAAGUAGCGGCAAGUACAGAUGCGAGGUCUCGGGGGAAGCUCCAAAUUUUCAGACAGUCUCUGACCACGGAGACAUGAUUACUGUCGCCCUGCCGGAAAAAGGUCCGACGAUCGACGGAGGCCGGCCGAGGUAUCAGGUCGGCGAGAUGGUGGACCUCAACUGUACCUCAGGACCGUCCAAACCGCCUGCCCAGCUCAUCUGGUACAUUAACGGCGCACAGGCUAAUGGAACGCUGUUACGCGGCCCGAGGACGAGGGUGGUGAAAGGAGGACUCGAGGAGACAACCCUGGGGCUCGAGUUUAGAGUGGAAAGAAAACACUUCAGGCGGGGCCACUUGAAACUCAAAUGUCUCGCGAGCAUCGCCACAAUCUACUGGAACUCGAAUGAGGAGAGCGUCGAGGGUGACAGGCAGCAAAGGCCGCCGGCCCUGGAGGUGAAGGACAAUCUACCCCAUUCCUCCAGGACGGACAGAGUACUCGUUUCGACCAUAACCGGUGGUGUGUCGACAGCAUUGCUCAGCGUUAUGACCCUUUUUCUCUCGUUGAACAGCGUUUUCUUUCUCAGCUAGUCGUUAAACUCGAACGUCGAGUCAAGGACAAUAAAUAGAGUUCAAGGGCUACCAAUUAUGUUGUAUUAUAAAAAAAAGUGAUAUUUUUAAAUUUGUAUUUCCAAUGUAAAAAGCAAAUCUUAUUAUUGUAUAGAGUUAGUGUUAUUUCUGUAUUUCUAAUGCGUGUUUUAUUACGGCAUGCAAAUGUCUGAGGAAAUUUAUUCAAUAUACUUUCAGUUCUUUUUUAAGAAGAUUUUAAAAUUAAUUUCUAUUGCUUGUUGAAUUAUUCGCUAUUUUAUAGUGAAGGUUUCUUUUUGUACACUUUACAAUCCUCUAUGGAGAAAAUUAACAUAACAAUAUGAUUCAUGUACAAUAAAAAAAAAAAAA